AUGUACAACUUUCCCGGAGGACAGUAUGGUCGGCCGCCGGGCUACGGCGCCUUUCCAGGCGCUCAAGGCGCGCCGCCAGGCAUGGCACCGCCGCCGGGAAUGGGCCCGCCUCCAGGAGCCAUGCCAGCUCCCGGUGUUACCCCUCCCCCCGGCAUCCAGCAGUCGCAGUCGCCGCUGCCCGCUCGCCCGGGCAACCUGCCCCCGAACUUCGCUCCACCAGCUGGAAUGCCGAACAUCAACUUCAACGCCCCCGUCAUUCGUUUGGGCACGACCGGACCAAGCGCAAAGGGAGAUGAUCGCAAGGGGGGAGGCGAGUCCACCUCCGGGGGCCCCAGACGUGCCGGGCUGGGCAGCGACUAUCGCGGCUCGGAUUCGCGGGCACAGCAGCGCGAGUCGAUGAUGUCGCUGCAGCCUCCCACACGAGAGGAAAUUGCACGCACCAUUUUUGUCAGCAACAUCACAGAGGGAAUCGGCAGCGAUGAGGGGUUGGAGAGGAUUUUGCGCUGUGCGGGCAGCCUGCGCCGGUGGACGAGAGCAACGGACGCGGACAACAAGCCUUGUAAGUUCGGCUUCGCUGAGUUUGAGGACGCCGAGAGCUUGGAAACAGCCGCCGCCAUAUUCCAAGAUGGCAUUGAGGUGCCGGCCAAGAAACAGGAGCCUGGCAAGGGUGAAGACGAGGAGGUCGAGAUGGCACGACUUUUGGUCGUUGUCGAUGAGGCUUCCAUGAAGUAUGCCGAGGAGUGGAAAGGCAAGCGUGAUGAGGACGAGGCGGCCUCCCAAUUUCGCGUCGAUACUGCUAAGGACGCUCUCACAGGUGUCCUGGCCAGUCUCAAGAACCCUCGCGAGAAAAUCGCCGAGGAUGCGGAUGGAGAUGUAAGUAUGGCGGGCGCUGAGACAAAGGUGGACGGCGCAACUGGCGAAGUUGUCACCAUCCCUCUGACCGUCGAGGACGAGCUUUCGGACAUUCCACCCGAGAUGCGCGAAACUGUUGCAGCAGAAAUUGCGGCUUUCCGUGACAGGAGCGUUCGUAGGGACUUGGAACGUCUGGCACGCGAGGAAGAGAUUGAAAAGCUCGAACGCCAGAAGAGUUCGGGAGCUCGCUACAACCGUCUUGCCUCACCGCCUGCUUCAGCCCCUAGCGGUCCUGCCGGCGGAGCCAACGGCAUCCCUCUUGGUCCUAGCAAGCGCGGUGUUGAAGGUGCCCCCAGUGGCCCGAAAGCCUUCCAGGGGGCUCAGAUCCCCAAGGACUACCAGAAUGGCGUCGCUUUCGUUGGCGGCGGUACAAUCUCCGUCAGGGACAUGGCCAAUUGCCCGUAUAUUAAUCGACCCGACGAGGAUGAUUCGGCGAGUGACGAGGAGUUGGAGCAGCGCCGUAGGAAGAAGAAGGAGGAGGAAGAAGAAAGGGCAUACCUUGAGUACGAUCGUCGUUGGGUGAGCCGCGAAACCUCUCGCGCCUCUGCGCUGGAGCGUGAGGAGGCACGUGAGAAGAAGGAGGCGGCCACGCGUGAGGCGGAGAUCGAGGCGAUGCGCAAAAGGUUGGCUGAGUGGGAUGACGACGCCGAGGCAACCCGCCGCACCGAGGAGUACUACGCGGACAGAACCAUGUGGCUACGUAACAGAUCUGCUUUCCGUGCGCGCGAGGCUACUGCGGACGACAAGGAUCGCAGCGCGGAGGAACGCGAGAAGCAGAAGGAAAAGGAGAAGAGCCAGGAAGCUCGCGACUUGGCCGACUCGUUCCUCUCCCAGACGGCAAAGGAUAUCGCGGACCGCAACACGCCCACGACCCCCCGCGAGCCGGCGCGCUUCAAAAUGUCUCUUGGUGCCGCAGCAUCGCAGCGCGCACAGCAGGCAGCGCCACGUCGUACCGCUGCCGAAGUCGAGGGCCUGCUCGAAGACGAAGAGGACGCGGCGGCUGCCAACGCGCAGCCUCGCAAACUUAUUCCCAUCAAGUUCGACAGCUCGGACGUGGCGACCAUGUCAGAGGAAGAGCGUCAGCAGGCAGCGCAGCAGCUUGCGCGCGAGAUCCCGGUGGAUCACGAUGGGUUGUGGGCGUGGGAGGUCAAGUGGGACCACCUGCUAGACGAAGUUAUUGGCGAACAGCUGCAGCCGUUCGUUGAGAGGAAGAUUGUGGAAUUGCUCGGGAUCCAGGAGCAGGCCAUUGUGGAGGUUAUUCUCGAGCACAUCCGCAAGAAGGGCACGCCUCAAGCGCUCGUGGACGAGCUGUCUAUGGCACUGGACGAGGAGGCUGAGGAACUGGUCCGCAAGGUCUACCGCAUGAUCAUUUUCUUCACGGAGAGCGAGAAGCGGGGUCUUUCUGCUUGA
Molecule: messenger RNA, 2322 nt
Organism: Diplodia corticola
Lineage: Eukaryota; Fungi; Ascomycota; Dothideomycetes; Botryosphaeriales; Botryosphaeriaceae
Product: u1 snrnp-associated protein usp107
Exons: 5
Coding region: 1-2322 (773 amino acids)
Biological process (GO): mRNA processing
Cellular component (GO): spliceosomal complex
Molecular function (GO): mRNA binding
Source: RefSeq, a predicted model, not a curated record